Vicia faba (fava bean) is the source of this 894-nucleotide messenger RNA. The record is from the annotation of a GenBank genome assembly. Lineage: Eukaryota; Viridiplantae; Streptophyta; Magnoliopsida; Fabales; Fabaceae.
AUGGCCAGACCCUUUGAAUUUGUAAAGAACAUUAGUGAUAGAAAGGAACUCUGGAAAAUUGCAGUAAAGGGGACUAAUAUCUAUGUCGUUGUUCCUCCACUUUAUAGCCAGAUAUUUGAUUCUCAGUUGGCUGCUAAUGGCACCAUUACUAUAUCAAACUUUCAGGUUAUGCUAAACAAAGUUGUCUUUAAGCCAUCCAAAAACAAGUAUCUUUUGAAACUUACCGGAGGAACCAAGCCUGGUGGCAAAAAAAUACAAGUCAAUUUUGUCAUGAGAGACGAAAGCAACACAAUCAAACGCACUCUUUGGGAAGGCUAUGUUGAGAAGUUUAUCAAAUACAAUCAAUCCAAACAUGAUCCAAACUCUCCAACUGUUGUUAUGCUACAAUAUGCAAAAGUUAAAGAAGAAGGAAAAUAUCCCCUCAUUGUUUCAAACACAUACAAUGUGACUAAGUUGUCCAUCAACGAGGAUCUCAAACCAGUUAAUGACUUCUUGAAAAGAUUUCCAAAAGACACACUGAGCAUUUGUUCCAUUCAACUUAGCUCUCAAUCUCAAGUGUGGUGCCAUAACUUAUCCAACUCUACCCUUACUCCCUAUCAAAAGUUCAUGUCUAAGGCUAUUAUGCUCCCUAUUUCAGAAAUUAAACAACUCAAGAAAUAUGGUUGGUAUUAUCAAGCAUGUCACCAAUGUCCUAAAGCUGCAAGGGGUAUCAAAACUCCCUUCAAAUGUGAAUCUGAACAUUUAACUGAGGUUGAGAUAUUUAGGUUCAAAAUCCAGGUUGAGGUAGUUCAUAUGGGAUGUUGCUGUAAAUUUGUGUUGUGGGAUAGAGAAAGUGAACAACUAUUAGAGCUUUCUGCAAAUCAUAUGCGCAGUACCAUGAUUGAGAUAUACUAA